Diatraea saccharalis (sugarcane borer) is the source of this 1578-nucleotide messenger RNA. NCBI's taxonomy places the organism in Eukaryota, Metazoa, Arthropoda, Insecta, Lepidoptera, Crambidae. The record is from the annotation of a GenBank genome assembly.
GCAGUCGAGCGGCGGCCGCGUCGCGCACCAUACACCCGCGGAGUGAUGGGCUCGAAGCUCGUUCGACAUUUUUCUAUCGGACGCCGUAGGAAUCUCACCUGACUGGUUCCCGCGCAACGCUGCGUUAGUGCGCCGCUCCGGUGAACCCUUUCGCUUGUAAAUGUGCCGAUAUUUACAUAUGCGCGCUCGAUCUCGAGUCGAACUUUCGAUCAGCGCCCGUGCGUCGAGUGGAGCUCGCGAGCUGGCAGCCGAUCGGCUACCCCAGCGCUCUCAUCUUCUGCACUACGUGCGAUGAGCUACGUGGGUCGAGGAGAAUUAUGCGUGGGGCGUGCGCGUGCGCAGUGGUGUGCGCGUUGGUCGCGUUGUGUGCGGGCGCGGGGCUGGACGAAGCGACGCGCGCUGCUGCCGAGCGGCAGCUGCUCUCGCUGCUGGGGCUGCCACGCCGGCCCGCGCGCCGCCUCGCGCCGCUGCCGCCCGUGCCCCGAGCCCUGCGUCUGCUCUACGCAGACGGGAACAUUCCCGCUGCCGCUGCGAACACCGCCCGUUCUUACCACCACACUCCCACCGAUCUCGACAACCGGUUCCCGGCCGAACAUCGGUUCCGACUUUACUUCAAUUUAAGUGGCGUUCCAGUCGACGAGGUCGCACGCGGAGCCGAACUGACUUUCCAAAGAGCGCCCGGUGCUAUCGGUGAUCAGCGUCUGCUGCUGUAUGACAUUGUUCGACCCGGAUGCCGUGGCAAAACUGAACCGAUACUACGACUCCUCGACUCUGUGCUUCUAACGCCCGACAAGGGCAUAGUUAAAACGGACGCCCUCAGUGCCGCGCGUCGAUGGCUUUUGGAGCCAAAAGACAAUCAUGGACUAUUAGUGCGUGUUAUAGACGAAAAUGAGCGAAAAAUGGACGCUAAAGUGCCACAUGUGAGAGUGCGUAGACGUGCAUCAGAGGAUGAAGAAGAGUGGAACACAGUGCAGCCCCUGUUGUUGCUGUAUACUGAGGACGCACGAGCGAGAGAAGCCCGGGAAAAUGGUGAGACUCGACUAACGAGAAAGAAAAGAGCGGCCCGAAGAGGCCAUCGCUCGCAUCACCAUCGUAAAGAGGCGCGAGAGAUCUGCCAAAGGCGACCUCUGUACGUCGAUUUCGCGGAGGUGGGCUGGAGCGACUGGAUUGUGGCCCCGCACGGGUAUGAUGCGUAUUACUGUCAGGGCGACUGUCCGUUCCCUUUGGCAGAUCACCUCAAUGGGACAAAUCAUGCCAUCGUACAAACACUCGUCAACUCUGUAAACCCGGCGGCAGUCCCUAAGGCGUGUUGCGUACCCACCCAACUUUCGCCCAUUUCUAUGCUUUAUAUGGACGAAUUAAAUAAUGUGGUGCUCAAAAAUUAUCAGGACAUGAUGGUAGUAGGAUGUGGCUGCCGAUGACGAAGGCAUGCCCACAAACGGUGCGGACCUAGUGAUAAACUCGUGGACCCAGUGUACAUAUAGUAGCGGCCUCGACAUUGUACAUAUCUGUGUGUGUAUAUAUACGUGUAAUUAUUAUUUUAUUCAAACGAAAAUAUAAUAAAUCAUAUAAUUCUGA